UUGCCCAGGAGGGGGGAUAACUUUUUUUAUUUGCAUUGUCCUCCGUAUAAUUUGUUCCGUAAUCAUAAGAUUAGUGAGCUUAGAAAAUUUCUUUUCCUUGUUAUUGAAAUUAUGCAGAAAUCAAAUUAAUCUAAAUUUACUUAUAUUAGUAAACCUGCAUAUAAAAUCUUAUGGAUUCGCUGUAGAAGAAGUAAUUAACCACAAAAUGAGUAAAAGCAGCUUAGAAGCUGCUGCAGAGGCUGCAGCAAAGGUCAAUGCUAUGUUAAUAGCUAAAGGAAAAUUAAAAUUGUCUUCUUCACAAAUUAAACCCAAGAUUGGAAAUAAUUUUGCUAAUAACCGAUCUAAGAUUGCUGGUGAUCUUGUGACUGCUGAAGUUGAUAUAAAUGAUGCUCCUUUGAGUGCAAGAAAUUUGUUGACCAGAGGUCAUAUGCAAGAUGAGAUUUGCAAACUUAGUGGAGCUGCAAUAUCAACAAGAGGCAGAUACAUGACACCAGAAGAAAGACAAAAUAUUGCUACACCUGAGUGCCGGCCUCUAUAUUUGAAUGUUCAAGCUUCAAGUUUUGAAGCUGUUAAAGUUGCUGUGAGAAGAAUACAAGAAAUAAUUGAUCAAGAGGUCUUAUCUUCUGGUCUUCCAAAAAGUCCUACUGUUGGUGUUGUAACUUAUCCUCAAAAUUGUACCAAUGGUACUGUUAAUACUGGUUUUCAAGCAAAUCAUGUUCCUACAGGGUCACAUUUUGUUCAGGAUAAAGUAUUUAUUGGAUUGGAGCAAGCUCCAUCUGAAUAUCCUGUUAGAGAAAAGAUUUUGGGUCCUGGUGGCUCAUUUUUGCAACAUAUCCGUUCUGAAACUGGUGCUUCAGUUAUGCUAAGAGGUAAAGGCUCGGGUUUCCUUGAACCGACUUCUGGCAGGGAGGCAUUUGAACCACUCUACAUACAUAUAACGCAUCCCAAACCAGAAGGCCUUCAAGCAGCCAAAGCACUGGCAAUUAACUUAGUAGAAACAGCCCAUGUAGAAUUUGCUCAAUGGCAACAAGCACAACAGCAGUCUGUAUUGCAACCAUUAACGUCUAUUGUAUUACCUCAAGCUACUCCAGUUGCUUAUCAAAAUCAAGUGAUGGUAACACCAGCUGUUCUUCCUGGAACAUUACCUGCAGGUACAGGUGUUGUUGCUACAGGAAUACAGAUACCAGCAUCAGUAGCAGCACCUGUAGCUGGUACAACUCUAACUACUGGUAUUCCAAGCUUAAUACAUGCUAGUAUGCCUACUCUAGUUUCUCCUGUGUCUGUUGUUUCUUCUGUACCUAUGUCAGUUCAAGCCAUAUCUCCCACUGUCAUUUCUUAUCCAACAUAUGUUGCCAAUACAAAUUCUAUUAUUGCAAGACCAGCUAAUCCUGUACUAGCUCGCCCAGCGGCUCCUGCAGUUAGUAUUCUUAGUGUUGUUCCAACACUCCCUACUGGUGCUGCUUAUACCUCUGCACGGCCUAGGCCAGCAUACCAAAUACAGCCUGUGGUAUACACAAAUGUACCACCUUUACAGCCUGCCAAUCUAGCCCAAUCUCCAAUGCCUGCAACAUCUAUGGUAGUAACUCUUACGGAACCUACAAAUUAUCCCGUGCAAUCUCGAUUUACACAUCCUCCUCCAAUAACUCAGUCUGAACUUGCAAAACAUAGAUAUUUUAGUAAUAUGAAUAUUUCGGUGCCUUCAUCUGUAAAUACAGCACCUACGUAUUGCUUGCAGGAGUCUAAUGUAAACCAUCCAACAGAGCUGCAGCCCAGAAGAGGACCCAGUAACCCGCCACAACAAUCAGAUCCCCAGGACCGUGAGCUCAUGCCGCCUCCCCCUACAACCUUGACCUCAACUCCAUCAUCAGCCAAAGAAAAAGAAGUUAGAGAAUUUUCUCCAGAAGAUGAAGGGCAGCAAAGGAAGAGGUUGAAAGGUGCAUUAGGAGGCAUAGCUUCUAUAUAUGGAUCAGACGAUUCUGAUGAGGAGGAUGAAGAAGAUACACUUGCUUCAAAAUCCUGAUAAACGUUCUCUAUAUAAACUUUGACUUAAAUUGUCUGGUCCUUGUAUAUAGGCUAUUUUAAGAGCCAAGUGCCUUUUCCCUUAAUUUUAUAUCAUUUUUCCCCCUCGACAUUAAGUGCAUUGUAUAUUGAGCUGCAUCAAGAGUUGUACAUAUUGUAAAAAUAUAUAUAUAUAUUCUUUAUUCUGUAAUUCUAAAUUGCAUUGUGGUAUAUCAAAGUAAAAAUAUCUCGACUA
Molecule: messenger RNA, 2254 nt
Organism: Argiope bruennichi
Lineage: Eukaryota; Metazoa; Arthropoda; Arachnida; Araneae; Araneidae
Product: KH homology domain-containing protein 4-like
Exons: 17
Coding region: 206-2020 (604 amino acids)
Cellular component (GO): nucleus
Molecular function (GO): RNA binding
Source: RefSeq, a predicted model, not a curated record